Molecule: messenger RNA, 669 nt
Organism: Parnassius mnemosyne (clouded apollo)
Lineage: Eukaryota; Metazoa; Arthropoda; Insecta; Lepidoptera; Papilionidae
Source: the annotation of a GenBank genome assembly
AUGCCGCAGUGCUCGUUUAAAAAUUGUAAAAAUCACACAUCCAGGACGCUAAAAAAGGAUGGAAUUUCAUAUUUUCGCUUUCCUCGAAAUCCAGUGAGGUGUGCAGAAUGGAUAUCAGUUAUAGCACGUCAAAGAUCCGAAGAAUUUUUUAUGCCGACCCAAAGAAGCGUUGUAUGUUCGAAGCAUUUUUUAGAUAGUGAUGAAUAUGUGACGACGAAAGGCAUGAAAAGGCUACAUAAAACAGCUGUACCUCGAAUAGAAGCAAAUGAUCAUGAUGUAGAACACAAGUCUUCUUUUGAUAAAAAAGCGAUUGAACAGUGUUGCUUGCAACCACAAGACACCACCUCCAUAAAGGUUGAACCCUCAGAAAGAUUACAGGACACCACCUCCAUAAAGGUUGAACCCUCAGAAAGUCCUAGUAAUUCGUUGGAAAACGUAAAUAUUGAUGAUUUGGACUAUGUGUUCGAAAGUCCUAUAGUAAGUGCAUUGAAGAAAAAAAUUCAACGCGAUGCUGAGAUAAAGAAGAGGAUGGCACAAAAAAUCAACAAUCUUCAAAAACAAAAUAGGAGAUUGAAGAAAAGGGUUGAAGCUCUAAAAGCUAUUUUGAAGAAUUCGCCGAGAAGAAAGAUAAUAAUACAGAUACCCGGGCCAGAUGCUUCAUCGACGUAG